AAAAUGCCUCUUGCUCUAGCCUCGUCCGCGGUCCACGUCCGGAACAUCGCGCCAGGCUUUGUUUCAACGCCAGGGCGAGCACCGACAUCGACUACCGUACAUCCUGUGGCCCUCUUCUCCAUCCUCGACCACUACCUUCGGCGAACCAAUGCUCAAGAACGUGUAAUUGGAACCUUGCUCGGCACGCGCUCCGACACUGGGGAGAUCGAAGUCCGGUCGGCAUUCGCUGUUCUCCACAGCGAAACCUCAGAGCAAGUUGCAGUAGACAUGGAGUACCACCAUGCUAUGUACGAGUUGCACCAUAAGGUCAACCCCAAGGAAGUCAUCGUCGGAUGGUAUUCUACCGGAUCGCACCUUAACACUUACUCUGCCCUGAUCCAAAAUUUCUACUCGCAAGAAACCGCCCCACAUCAAGCCAUACAUCUCCAGCUGAAUGCGGGGACUGAGGAAGGCCAGGCGGCUGGUGUGAAGGCAUAUGUCAGCUCGCCGGUCGGCAUUUCCCCCAAGCCUGAGAACUGUGUCUUCGUACCUAUUCCUUGCGAGCUACAGUUCAAGGAGGCUGAGCGGAGUGGUCUGGACCUGCUAUUGUCGGCGGCGAAGGGUAACGCAGAUGAAUUCCCCUCAACAGACCUCGACGUCCUUGACCGCGCACUUGCGACAGUCUCCGAUAUGCUCGACCGGGUGCUCGUAUAUGUGCGCUCUGUAUUGGCUGGCGAAGUUAAGGGCGACGCUGCAGUGGGCCGCUACCUUAUGGACACUUUUGGUGCCAGCACCGAGGAGUUGGAGAAAGGUGCUUUCAAUACCAGCUUGCAGGAUACACUCAUGGUCUCUUACCUUGCAAACCUCGUUCGGUCACAAGCCGAGGUUUCCUCCCGUCUCGCACUCACAAGGGCCUCGUAAAUGUAUAAACGGCGAUGUAUAUUGCAUUUCUACUGGUGUAUCUUGUAGGUGUUCAUCUCUGGCAACCUCCUGGAAAACCUGUCAUCCGCCUGCAAGCCCUCAGCUAUUAAAA
Molecule: messenger RNA, 1012 nt
Organism: Phanerochaete carnosa HHB-10118-sp
Lineage: Eukaryota; Fungi; Basidiomycota; Agaricomycetes; Polyporales; Phanerochaetaceae
Exons: 6
Coding region: 4-900 (298 amino acids)
Biological process (GO): translational initiation
Cellular component (GO): eukaryotic translation initiation factor 3 complex, eIF3m
Molecular function (GO): metallopeptidase activity; translation initiation factor activity; translation initiation factor binding
Source: RefSeq, a predicted model, not a curated record